Procambarus clarkii (red swamp crayfish) is the source of this 786-nucleotide messenger RNA. RefSeq lists its product as uncharacterized. NCBI's taxonomy places the organism in Eukaryota, Metazoa, Arthropoda, Malacostraca, Decapoda, Cambaridae. Gene Ontology annotation, biological process: extracellular matrix organization. Gene Ontology annotation, cellular component: extracellular matrix. The record is from RefSeq and is a predicted model, not a curated record.
AUGCACAACAGGGACGCUACAGGGACGCUACAGGGACGCUACAGGGACGCUACAGGGACGCUACAGGGAUGCUACAGGGAUGCUACAGGGACGCUACAGGGACGCUACAGGGACGCUACAGGGACGCUACAGGGACGCUACAGGGACGCUACAGGGAUGCUACAGGGACGCUACAGGGACGCUACAGGGACGCUACAGGGACGCUACAGGGACGCUACAGGGACGCUACAGGGACGCUACAGGGACGCUACAGGGACGCUACCGGGACGCUACAGGGACGCUACAGGGACGCUACAGGGAUGCUACAGGGAUGCUACAGGGACGCUACAGGGACGCUACAGGGACGCUACAGGGACGCUACAGGGACGCUACAGGGAGGCUACAGGGACGCUACAGGGACGCUACAGGGACGCUACAGGGACGCUACAGGGACGCUACAGGGACGCUACAGGGACGCUACAGGGACGCUACAGGGACGCUACAGGGAUGCUACAGGGAUGCUACAGGGACGCUACAUUGACGCUACAGGGACGCUAUAGGGACGCUACAGGGACGCUACAGGGACGCUACAGGAACGCUACAGGGAUGCUACAGGGACGCUACAGGGACGCUACAGGGACGCUACAGGGACGCUACAGGGACGCUACAGGGACGCUACAGGGACGCUACAGGGACCUGGAGGCUGCCUACGUCCUCCCCAGGGACCUAGUAUGGCACAUUAUUCAUCCUACAGAUUCCGUUCACGGCGGAGGACAAGGUGUGUCCAUCGGCAUCUGGUGUCAUUGA